Molecule: messenger RNA, 1167 nt
Organism: Colletes gigas
Lineage: Eukaryota; Metazoa; Arthropoda; Insecta; Hymenoptera; Colletidae
Product: odorant receptor 67a-like
Exons: 9
Coding region: 1-1167 (388 amino acids)
Biological process (GO): detection of chemical stimulus involved in sensory perception of smell; sensory perception of smell
Cellular component (GO): plasma membrane
Molecular function (GO): olfactory receptor activity; odorant binding
Source: RefSeq, a predicted model, not a curated record
AUGGAGUUCACUGACAGCCAUUAUUGCAAAACUAGUAGAAUGCACCUGAAGUUCUUGGGACAGUGGCCCUAUGAGGAUCCUUCGAAACGCAGGAUUCGAAUAUAUUCCAUUUACACUGCUGGAAUUAUGAUAUUCUCCUCGCUGUUUUUGAAAUUCACCCGAUCUUUUCGAGAAUUAAACAUGUUCGAAGCUAUACCUCCAACCAUAACGGGGCUAGUUUGCGUGUCUAAAUUAAACGCUUUGAACUUCAAUGGAAAGAAGCUAGGGUACCUACAAAAGCAAAUAAAUGACGAUUGGAAAGAACGAACAGCUCCCGAUGAAAUAAAAAUCAUGGAAAGAUAUGCGAACGAAGGAAGGAUCUUUUCAAUGGCGUACAUGUAUCUUAUAUUCAUGAUUUUAACGGUAUAUGUUAUGUUCAUAUUCGAACCACGCAUGCUCGACAUCAUCUCACCUCUGAACGAAACUCGCCCGUUGAAACCACUUUUUCCAGCAGAAUUCUUCGUCGACGAGCAAGAAUAUUUCGCCUUGAUAACAAUCAUCUCUAUUUUUGUUUGUUUCUUCAUAAUCAUUAUUUUGGUAGCCUUCGAUACAAUAUUGAUCACAUACGUCCAAUAUAUAUGCGGUAUGCUCGCCGUUGUUGGAUAUCGGCUGGAACAUACACUCUAUAAGUGUAACGGUACAGAGCAAAUAUCCAUUAGUCGGCAAAGGAAGAAGUAUUCUCUUUUUCUCAUGGAUUGCGUUCGCACGCAUUGUAAAGCAUUAGAUUUGAUCGAUCUUCUGGAUUCGACUUUUACGCUAUGUCAGCUUAUAGUAUUGGGUUUAAACGUGUUAUGUCUCACCAUUACUUUAACAGUGAUGUUACUGGGAUCGUUUGAAAUGUGCCGGUAUGCGCUGUACGCUUUCGGCCAGUUGCUUCAUGUUUUUUACGUCAGUUAUCAAAGUGAAAAACUGAUCGACCAUAGUCUUUCAAUUACGAAGAAAAUAUAUUAUGGCAACUGGUACACGGUACCGAAAGAAACGCAAAGAAUGUUAUUAUUUAUGUUGAUGCGCUCCAGCAAACCCUCCUAUAUAACAGCUGGAAAAAUAUUCGUGUAUUCCAUGCAGAAUUUUAGUAUGGUUGUCCAAAAUUGUAUGUCGUACUUCAUGGUUUUGGCGUCUUUCCAGUAA